AAGCGCAACACUCAGCAGCAUUUAAAGCUAAGGGAUCGAUCGUUAGCAUGACGCCUACCGACUGUGACGCGACGGCGCUGCACUGGGUCAAGCUGCGCACUAUGCAGGUCUUCUGGCCCGCAUGCGUGUAUAAGAGCUACUCGGCCGCUGUGGCGCACACGCACGACGUGUUGUCGCUGCGUAACGACAAACCCGCGCUGGAUGCCGAGGACCGCCUCCUCUACUUCUUCGGCGUGGGCCCGCGAGCCUGCCACGUGGUAGCGACGGGCUCUGCGCCCAACCUUCAGCUGUGCGUGGUACACGAAGACGACCUCACACUGGAGCCCUGGAUGACCGCCGGGGACUUCCCCGAGCUCUGUGAUAAGCACCAAAUACCCGAGGAUAUCGUCACACGCGCACAGAACAACGCAUGCUUUCUACGUGCCUGCGAGGAGGUCUCGACAUUCGCUCGUGACGUGCACACCGACGAGCAGGCUAGCGAGCUGUUCGUGACGUUUUUGACAAUGGCCAAGAAGGCCCACGAGACCGGCAAGGCUGUCGAGAAGAAGUCAGCCGACGUGUACAAGCUACUCAAGACGCCGGCCAUGACAGCGAUGGUGGCGAAGUGCUGGCAGCAGAUGCUGGAGACUGGCUGGGAGACGAUGACACAGGGCGACGGACAGGUGCUGUACAAGAUGCCAGGCACGAGCUUCUUCGAUUUUGUCCCGAACGUCAACCUCUUCGACUCGCUCGAGAAGGCUUGUGGACGGUACUUGAGCGACUGGGUCAAGUCAACGGCUGUUGACGACUCUAGUGAGGAUUUCUCCGAGCUGACGGAGUUCCUGUGGCCCAUGGCGGCGGGGAGUGGCUGGGAGAGCAUGGUGACAAACACCGAGACGCUGUACAAGAAGGCAGACUUGCCGUUCGACCAAUGGGUACCCAAUGUGACGAUCUUCCGCUCUAAAUCUCAAGCCGUGGCCAAGUAUCUGGAGGAGUGCGGACUUAUUAGCUCCACUAGCGACAACACCUGUGAAACGCAGGACAUUGUGGAAGAUGCUGCUGACUCGGACGUCGAGAUGGAGGAGCCGGAAGAGUCUGACGCUGAGAGCGAGGAAGAAUUGAGUCAAAUGGCUGAGGUUGAGUCCGAUGACGGUGACGAAUCUGCGAGCGAAGAGGAAGAUGCCGAGCAGGACAACCAAGAAGAAGAGGAUGUUCCUGCUGCUCCUGCGAAGAAGACAGCACGUAAAAAGACUGUGGCAAAGGCCUCGACCAAGCCGCAACCCACCAAGACUGUCGCGAAGCAACCAGCUAAGCCAGCCAACCAGGUGCAGAAAAAGCCGAAGCCAGAUAUCCCUCCGUUCAAGAUGGCGUUCGGAAAGCUUGAGAGCGAGCUGAAGCGCCGUGGAUGGUACUGGAAGAAUGGAGGUCUGCAGUGGAACUACUACCAGCCUUACUGCAAGUCAAAGGACAAAAAAACUCUUAUCGCUAACGAGGACUACUUCUGUGGUCGGGAGCAGCUUGAAGCGUAUUUGGAGCGCAUGAAGACCUCAGUAAAGCCCCCAGCCCGUACCAAGAAGCAUACGCCAAAGCCAGCCCCCAAGCGAAGCGUCCGUGGUCGAUCCAAAUCUGUGAGUCGCUUCCGACGUGCUCGCUCCAAGUCAACAGCUCGGGGAUCUGCUGGCUUGUCGUCCCAAACUACACUUGCAGAGGUCAAAUUCGGCGAGAUUUGGCGUGUUCUGUCGGACGAUGGCUGGCAUUACCGCUAUGGUGUCCUCGAAUGCGACUACUUUAAGCCUCACUGCGCCACCAUCAAGGACGGCGUUCCAGGAAUCGACUACUUUCAGACGAAGGACCAAUUGAUCGAGUACUUGCAAACCAGUGGACUCUGGGACAAGACGGCAGCGCGUGUGCGAGCUGAAGCUGCUAUGGACUCGGACGAAUUCAUGGAGGAUAGUGAUCCCGAGACGGCAACCCCCGUCCAGAAGAGAAAGCGCGAGGAAAGCACCCCUGCCCCACAGCGUGAAGCCAAGAAACAAAAGGAUGCUUUCCAAACUCCAAUUGACAAGCGAUUGGCAACAGCAGAUCUCAGUGACGAUGAAGACAUGGAUACCAUUUCACCUGAUGCUGCAGGAGUGAAGAGCAAGGAGAACAACGGAACCGGUCGACAGCCACUCCGCAAUCUCGCAAACAGUUUCACUCCCGCCAUCCUGAAGCUCACGUCGUCGUAUAUCCCAACCAAGCUCCGUCACCGCGAGAAGGAGUUCGCAGAGAUUUACAAGUUCUUCGCUGAUUGCUUUAACGGAGAGGAGAAGACCAGUUUGUAUAUCUCUGGAGCACCAGGGUGCGGCAAAACUGCUCUGUUGAAGGCGACUCAAUCGGAGAUUGACGAACUCUACCAGGAAUGCUGUUCUGAGCAAGCAAAGGAGCCUGUUCGUUGCCAUGUCAACGCCAUGGCUCUUGCUGACUCGUCAGCUCUUUUCUGUAAACUCGCGGGAGCUCUUACGAAGAAGUCGUUCUCAGCAGGAAACGAGGCUUUCGAAGCUAUCGAGCGCGCCACAAACCGCGAGCUCAAGUCCUCCAAGACGAUGAUCCUCAUCCUGGACGAGAUCGAUAUUCUUCUCAAGAACAACGGCAUCGAGAACGACCUGUGUAGACUCUUUGAGCUUGCUCACCGGCCUUCCAAUAGCUUCCUCCUCGUCGGCAUUGCAAACCAGGUGGACUUCACUGAGCGUCACUUGCCGUUGCUACAGCAACGACUGCCGAACUGUUCGCCACGGGUUGUCAUCUUUGAGCCGUACAGCCACCAUACUAUCGAGCAGAUUCUGACCGACCGUCUUGGAGGACAAACUGCGGCAGCGAAGAUGGUAAGUCCGCAUGGUAUCUCCUUCUUGGCUCGGAAGAUCGCGUCGACGACCGGAGAUAUCCGACUAGCAGUCGACACCUGUCGUCGCGUUCUGCAGCACAAGAUGGAACAAACCGGCAAGGAGAACUCGGAGAACCCGUCGGAGGAUGAAUUGGGACGCCCGCUGCCCCUUACGGACAUGCUGCGUAUCAUCAAGCACGCGUUGGAGUCCAAGAGUGCGCUAGUGAUCCGUUCACUGCCGCGCAACCUGCAGAUGAUUCUGUUCGCUUCUACUCGACUGCUCAUUGUGGCAGCAAACCGCGUUGCUGCGAAUGGAAACAAGAACACGCCGCUCUUGAGUGUCGACGAGCUGUACUCCUGUUACUGCGAGGUGAGCAAGGACGCAGGAGUCUUCAAGCCUUUGUCAGAACGCGACUUUAGGACCGCGCUGGACACACUGGGAGAGGAAGGCCUCAUCGCCGAGGCGGAGCUGAGGAAACACCUGAUCAAGCUUCUGUUCAGCACCAGCGAGCUGCUGCAGAGCUUCCGUAAGGACCCGUUCUUCUCGCGACUUGUAUAA
Phytophthora infestans T30-4 is the source of this 3401-nucleotide messenger RNA. RefSeq lists its product as uncharacterized. NCBI's taxonomy places the organism in Eukaryota, Oomycota, Peronosporomycetes, Peronosporales, Peronosporaceae. Gene Ontology annotation, biological process: mitotic DNA replication checkpoint signaling. Bases 102 to 3401 code for a protein of 1099 amino acids. The transcript has 5 exons. Gene Ontology annotation, cellular component: nucleus. The record is from RefSeq and is a predicted model, not a curated record. Gene Ontology annotation, molecular function: DNA replication origin binding; ATP hydrolysis activity.